UACAGAACUGCAAACACGUUAAACCAGCAACAGCAGCAGCAGAUAGUGAAUUCUCGAGUGUGCAACGGUUUCUUUUCGGAGUUUUCGGAUUUGUUCUCAUGGAAAAUAAAGCAUUCCAUUUUGGCAACUUCAAACCAUUCGUGUUUUCUUAAGCGUUGAGUUUCGUGAUAUCUAGCGGACAUGUUAUGGCGCAGUCUGCGCGGCACCCAAUUCCUCGCGACCAGAGUGUUCCUUUCCUUGGGGAGCGUUGUUAACGGUUCUGUGAGCGUUUCGGCCGUUAGCAGUGUAUUCACGGGUGCCAGUCCGCUGUCUUGGGUUCCGCGCCGAGUUGUCCGCACCAAGGCAACGAUGUCGUCGGAUGAAGAGGAUGUGGCCCUUAAAAAGGCCCUGUCAAACAAAGCUCUCACGCCAAAGGAGAAAAAGUCCAUCGAGAAGAUUUAUCAGAAGAGGUCGCAGCUGGAGCACAUUUUGCUCCGUCCGGACACCUACAUCGGUUCUAUUGAGGCCGUCACGCAGGACAUGUGGGUGUUUGACACUGAACAGAAAAAGAUGGUGUUCCGUGAGAUCAAAUUCGUUCCCGGACUGUACAAGAUCUUUGACGAAAUCCUUGUCAAUGCUGCGGAUAACAAACAGCGCGACCAGUCCAUGUCGCUGAUCAAAAUUGAUAUCAACCCGGAGAAGAACCAGAUAUCAGUGUGGAAUAACGGUCAAGGUGUUCCGGUCGUAGAGCAUAAAGAAGAAAAAAUGCUGGUCCCCACCAUGAUUUUCGGGCAUUUAUUGACGUCGUCUAACUAUGACGAUGAUGAGAAAAAAGUGACAGGUGGACGCAAUGGAUACGGAGCCAAGCUGUGCAAUAUCUUCAGUAAUAAAUUCGUUGUCGAAACCGCUUCCAAAGAAUAUAAGAAGAAAUUCAAGCAGGAAUGGUCGAAAAAUAUGGGAAAAGCUGGAGAGCCAAAAGUGGAUUCGUUCAGUGGCGAUGAUUUCACCAAAAUCACUUUCGAACCGGAUCUCAGCAAAUUCCAGAUGACAGUUCUGGAUAAAGACGUCGUGGAUCUUUUAUCGAGACGUGCUUAUGAUGUAGCGGGAACUACUGGAGGCGUUAAAGUGUACCUUAAUGGAGAAAGGCUGCCGAUCUCUAAUUUCAAGCAGUAUGUUGAACUAUAUACGGCCAAUAGUACCGACGAAAUGGGAAAUCCCUUGAGUGUUGUAACGGAGAAGGCUAACGAAAGAUGGGAGGUUGCGGUCACUUCGAGCGACACUGGCUUCAACCAAGUUAGCUUCGUUAACAGCAUCGCUACCACAAAGGGCGGACGCCAUGUGGAGUAUAUCACUGAUCAAAUUACCAAAGCAAUGAACGAAGUUAUCAAGAAGAAGAAUAAGAGCGGUGCGGAGAUCAAAGCAUUUCAGAUCAAAAAUCAUCUGUGGGUUUUUGUUAACUGCCUCAUUGAAAAUCCGACAUUCGAUUCUCAGACGAAGGAGAAUAUGACCUUGCAAGUUCGCAGUUUUGGGUCUAAAUGCCAGCUGUCUGAUAAAUUUAUUGGAAACGCGUUGAAGUCUGGAAUAGUUGAAAACAUUCUGGCGUUCGCAAAAGCAAAAGCAGAGAGCCAGAUGGGCAAGAAGAUUCAUGGCGCCAAAACCGCGAAAAUUCGUGGAAUCCCUAAACUGGAGGACGCCAACGAUGCCGGCACGAAGCAUUCUUUGGACUGCACUCUGAUCUUAACGGAGGGAGACUCAGCUAAGGCGUUGGCUGUUUCCGGAUUCAGUGUAGUUGGACGCGAUAAGUAUGGCGUGUUUCCGCUGCGUGGAAAAUUGUUAAACGUCCGCGAAGCUACUCCAAAACAGCUGAUGGAGAAUGCCGAGAUCAACAGUAUUGUUAAGAUUUUGGGCCUCCAGUACAAACGAAAAUACGAUUCGGAGGAUGAUUUGAAGUCACUUCGUUAUGGAAAACUGAUGAUCAUGACGGAUCAAGACCAAGAUGGCUCUCACAUCAAGGGGCUGCUUAUCAAUUUCAUUCACUUUAACUGGCCUAGUCUUUUGAGACACGCUUUUCUUGAAGAAUUUAUAACUCCAAUUGUGAAGGCGACCAAAGGGAAGAUUGAGGAAUGCUUUUAUAGCCUCCCAGAGCUGGAAGAAUGGAAGGCCAAGCUCACAGAGAACGAGUUGAAAAGAUACAAGAUCAAAUAUUACAAAGGAUUGGGUACUAGUACGUCGAAGGAAGCCAAAGAAUACUUUGACAACAUGACGCGUCACCGGAUAGCUUUCCGAUACGGUGGACAUGAGGACGACGAUGCUAUUGAUCUGGCUUUUGCGAAAAAUAAGGCGGACGCCAGAAAAGAUUGGCUGACGAAAGGAAUGGAAGACCGUAAACAACGCAGAUUGGAUGGCCUCGGCGAAGUUUAUCUUUAUACAAAAACCACGAAGGCUGUGACAUACAAGAAAUUCGUGGAUGAGGAGCUUAUUUUGUUCAGUAAUAUGGAUAAUGAGCGAUCCAUCCCUUCCAUUCUUGAUGGUUUAAAGCCUGGACAACGGAAAGUACUUUUCACACUUUUCAAGAAGAAUGAGAAAAAGGAAUUAAAGGUGGCCCAGUUUGCCGGUUCCGUCGCUGAGCUUUCCGCUUAUCAUCACGGCGAACAAUCAUUGAUGUCGACGAUUAUUGGAUUGGCUCAGAAUUUCGUUGGAUCGAACAACAUCAACCUCCUCAUGCCACUCGGACAGUUUGGUACUCGUCUGCUUGGUGGAAAAGAUGCUGCCAGCCCUCGAUACAUCUUCACCAAUCUGAGCCCAAUGGCCAGAGCCGUGUUCCAUCCCCACGAUGAUCCGCUGCUAAAUUAUCUAAACGAAGAUAACCAGAAGAUCGAGCCAGAUUGGUAUAUUCCCGUUGUGCCUAUGGUUUUGAUUAAUGGCGCCGAAGGCAUUGGAACCGGGUGGAUGACGAAAAUUCCGAAUUAUAAUCCACUGGAUAUUGUCGCGAAUUUAAGAGCUUUGAUCCGCGGAGAUGAAAUAAAGCCAAUGAAACCAUGGUAUAAAGGAUAUCGAGGGGAGAUUCUGCCUGUGGAUCCAACUCGUUAUUUGACUAACGGAGAAGUGGCAGUUCUUGACCAGGACAAUUCCAUUGAAAUAACUGAACUGCCGAUUCGGACAUGGACUCAAAGCUAUAAAGAAUCGGUUGUCGAGCCUUUGCUUUCAGGCACAGAAACCAAAGAUGGGAAAGGGAAGCCUGCUCAGAUUCUGGAUUACAAAGAGUACCAUACGGAUACUACCGUUCGCUUUGUGAUUCGAAUGUCAGGAGAGAAAUUUGAGGAAUUCCAAAGGGAAGGUUUCCAUAAGGCAUUUAAGCUCCAGCAGACCAUAUCGAUGAGCAGUAUGGUUCUUUUUGAUUCUAAUGGAGUUAUUCGCAAAUACGAUAAUGUCAACGACAUCUUGCGUGAGUUUUUUGAAGUUCGAAUGGCGUUUUACGGCAAACGAAAAGACUAUCUUGUGGCGCAUCUGUCGGCUGAGGCGCUGUCGCUGGAGAACAAAGCACGGUUCAUUGACGAAAAAAUUAAGGGGAAAAUUACAAUUGAAAACGUUAAGCGGAAAGACCUAAUCACUAAAUUGAAGACAGCCCAACCACCUUAUGAUUCGGAUCCGGUGAAAACCUGGAAAAAGAAAAUUUCUGCGAUGACAGAAGAUGAAGCUCCUAUCGCGGAUGACGAUGACGGCAAGAAGAAUAUUGAAAACGAGGAAGCCGGAUCAGAUUUUAACUACAUUCUUGAAAUGCCUCUUUGGAGUUUGACGAGUGAGCGAUUUGCGGAACUCUUGAAAAAGCGGGAUGCGAUGAAUGACGAGUUAUCCAUUCUUCGGAAGAAGACACCCUCAGAUUUGUACACGGAGGAUCUGGACGAAUUCGAAUCCCGUCUGAAAAAAGUGGAAGCAGAAGAAGCGGACGGAGAAGCCUUUGUGUCGCCAAACAAAAAGCCUGCUGGUAAAGGUGCUGCAGCUAAGGGCAAGAAGGGAAAGGGAGCCGUUGCCAGCAAAGCCGACACGCUUCCGUCAGUCUACGGAACCCGCGUUGAGCCCGUUGUUGAUGUUGCUACUAUUGCCAAGUUUGAGAAAGCUAAGGAACUAAAGGAAAGAAAGGCCGCUGGCGAGCCGGCUCGAAAAGGUCGCAAAGGAAAGGAUGUUGAUAAAAAGAAUACAAAAGAGAAAGCCACGGAAGAAGCAGGUGGUAAAAAGUUCAAGCAAACCACACUGGAUACGAAGGUUGAGAAGAAAGCACCGGCUAAGAAGAAGGCCGCCGAUUCCGACGACGAGUCUUCCUUCCACUCAUCCGCGCUUAGCAGCGAUGAAGACGAAGAGAUGGUCAUCGAUGACUCGGAAAGCGAAGGGGAAACAAAAGCCAAAAAGCCUGCAAAACACUUAGCUCCCAAGCGCAAACGCGAUUUGAGCCCGGAAAUCGAAGAAGAGAAUAUUGACAUCAACGCCGAGAAGAAGAAGAAAACCAUGGCGAAGAAGAAAGAGGCUGUGGUGGAAAAGACGGAAGACGACUCGGAAAAGGGUGUUCAGUCGGUCGGUCAGCUACCAGCCGGUCGCGCACCGGCUACGAAAGCGCCAAUAAAAUUGGCCGAUACGAAGAAAGUCGUUGCCAUGAAAGCGGCCAAGGUUAUUUCGCUCUCAUCUGACGAAGAGGAGGAACCGCCAAAACCAGCAAGGAAACCGGCCGCGAAGAAAGAACCUCUGAAGCCUUCCAAACGAGCUGUGUCGGAAUCUGCAUCGGAGGAGGAAAUUGUCGCUCCUCGCGCGCGUACAGCCCGUGCUGCUGCCGCAGCAGUGAAAAAGUUCGUCUUCGACGAUAGCGCCUCGGAAACCGACAACAGCGAAGAGUAUGUCCUGGAAACCAGCAGUUAGGUUUUGUUGUUAUAAUAUAUUGUAUUUCUUUGGCUCACGGAAAGUUUUGGCUUCUCCAGAAUUUCUCCUUUUUGUCUGUUCAGUUUUUUGUUGUAAAAUUGAAAUCCGUUUUUUUUUGUGAAUCUUUGAGUCUCUUUUCCGUUAUUUCUGCUGUUGAGGUAUUGAAGAUUGUUUGUUGCGCUUUUCGAUGAGAAUCCUGUCCGUCCGAAUGGAAAUCCACUUUAGGCUGUUUUAAGCAGUUGUACAUGCCGUGCUGCUGGCAGUUGUUGAUUUAUUUCACAAUUUUUCAGUGAACUUGAAUAAUAUAGUACUGUAUAUCUUUGA
This is a messenger RNA of Paramacrobiotus metropolitanus, 5211 nucleotides long. Its product is annotated as DNA topoisomerase 2-alpha-like. The record is from RefSeq and is a predicted model, not a curated record. The coding region runs from base 181 to 4887 and encodes 1568 amino acids. Gene Ontology annotation, biological process: DNA topological change; sister chromatid segregation; resolution of meiotic recombination intermediates. Gene Ontology annotation, cellular component: nucleus. Gene Ontology annotation, molecular function: DNA binding; ATP binding; DNA topoisomerase type II (double strand cut, ATP-hydrolyzing) activity. Lineage: Eukaryota; Metazoa; Tardigrada; Eutardigrada; Parachela; Macrobiotidae. The transcript is spliced from 26 exons.